UUCUAAAGGGACUUACACAACUUUGAACAAGCUUGCAUAAUAUUAGAUAAUCCAGUGUAUUGGCCCGAUCUUUUUUUUCCGGCGAAAUAAAAUAUGACUUUCCCUCGGUCACUGGGCGAUGAAGCAAUGAAUAUACUUGUGACUGUAGUAAUUUAAUUAAACAUUUAAUUAUUUUUCUUACAACUCCCUCCUCCAUCCCAAUAGGUGGCGGUAGUUUAAUGUCAACGGCAAGUAUUUGCAGGAAAAGACAGACCGAAUAGUGUUUGUAUUCACGUAUUUUGAAUUAUUUUAUGAAUACAAAAAAAAUUUAAACGCAUAACUAUAAACGAUAUUUACAACUACUAAUCAAACAAAAUGUCACCGAACGAGGUUGUAGACGGUUGAAUCAAAAAGAAGAAGAAGAAGGCGGUUGCCUAGCGACCAGUGGAAAUGUAGCGUCGGCUAGCAGGCUAGGCUAACUGCUAGCACAUGUGAUUAAUAAACAGCGACAAACAUGCCACUAAAAAGAAGAGGGCCUCUGCAGCUCGCCCAGAGAGAAGUGGACGAAAUCAAAAAACAGGUGGAAAGUUUAGUGAAAGAUGUGGAGAGCCAGGUCGGAUCCACCGAAGACACAUUUCGGAGAUGUCAAGAACUGCAAAUGUCGGCAGAGAAGAUGGUUAAGACAAUUAAGAAGCUGACAAAGGCUGAUGAGCUGGCUCCGGUGGGGAACUAUGAUCAGAGGAAACAGGAAGAGGAGAGACGGCUUCAAAACAUUAUGGAGCGUCUGAACACGCUCUCUCUGCAGCUUUCACCACCAGGGCCAAGCGCCACAGCAGGCGAUGUUUCACGCGAAGAUAGCGUUGAUGAAGAUGAUGAUGAAGACAACAGUGAUGAUGAUUCUGAUGAAGAUGAAAAGAAAGCUGUGAAGCCACCUCCUCAGUCAGACUCUCGCAUCUACACCGCCCUCAGCGAUUUCAAAGGAGAGCAGGAAGGAGAUCUGUCUGUUCGGAGAGGGGAGGUGUUGAGGGUUAUCAGGAAGUCAGCAGAUGGAUGGUGGCUGGCUCAGGACACUAAAGGCAACAGAGGAGUCGUUCCCAAAACCUUCCUAAAGAUUGGCUCUGGUCUUGACGAUGAAGACAGUGAAGAUGAAGAUGAGGACGAUGAGGACGAGGAGUCGGAGGAGGAAGAGGAUCAGGAUAGCGCAGAGCUGACCAAUGACCGAGACAAACAGAGUGCUUCACAUUCUAACUGGUCUACCGUCAGAAAGGCUCUGACUGAGAUUGAUGCAACAGAUGUGCUGUCCGCCAUGGGAGCUAUUCCUUCAGGAUUCAGACCAUCAACUCUCAAUAAACUGCUGGUGGAGGAAGGUGUAACAUAUAGAGGAAGUCACUAUAUUCAGCCUGAGCUCAGCCAAUCACAGCUCUCCUUUAAAGACCUCUUCCUUGACGCAGACACUGGCAGGGUUCGUGCCCGUCAGGUCCAAACCUGUGUUUGUUUCACAUUGUGGAGCUGCAGGAUGAUUCCUACUCCCGGGGUUGGAGUUCAAGUCCUCAGCAGACACGUCCGCCUCUGUGCCUUUGAUGGAACUCAGGUUUUGAGUAACAUCCACACAGUGAGGGCAGCUUACAACCCCAAGAGCCCCAAGACCUGGAGCUUCUCUCCGAGGAUGACAGGUAUCCUGCCCACCCUCAUGGAUGGAGACUGUUUCCUACGCUGUAACUCUACAUCCCCCGACUUCGGUAUCCUCUUUGAACUAGGAGUCACUUUUAUACGGAUCUCAACAGGUGAGAGAGGAGACCUGAGCUGUGGCUGGGCUUUCCUCAAACUGACUGAUGAUACUGGGAAUUCACUCUCAAACAGGACCUAUGAGCUGCCAGUGAACGGAGGCACGCCUUAUGAGAGGGACGUAGCGUUGGAAGCAUCAGCCACUAGAGGAUCUCCAGCCAGUGUUUUCCAGCAGAUGCUCCAGGCCAGGCGGCAUCCCAAACUGAUCGUCAAACUGAAGUCGGUGAACAGUCGAACCAGAACGCAGCUCAGUAUCCUUCCAGAUACUCUACUGCACUGCCUUAGCUGUGUCCACCUGCUGGCUCUGCACAGGCAGCUGCUCGCCGACACUCUGCUCAUGGACAGACCCACCAUGCAGAAUGCCGAUCUGAUAUGCAGUCCUAUACUCUCAACCUUUCCUGUACUGUUGGAGCAGACUGACCUGCUGGACGCUCUCAGGAGUGCCUGGCUGGAUGCUGAGAGCAACAUGAGCAGAGCACAGAAGAGAGACCUGUCCUAUCUGAAGCAGGAGUUUGGUAAAGUCUACAUGUCAUCCGUCUACUUCCUCCUCCACUCGCCCUCGCUGCCCGGACACCGCUGGGCAGACCCUGCCUCGGAGGAGCAGCGGGCCAGAGUCAUCUACGCCACCUUGGAAGCUCUCAAACACAACCAGCACACUACCGGCCAAUCAGGAGGUCCGGAGAUCUUUGCCGACCCCGCACACACACACCUCGCUUUUGACGUCGCAGAGUUGACCUUUGACCUUCUCAGAGUGGCACGGUGACAUGAGUUAAAUGUAAUUCAUAAAAAAUUUCAGAUUCUUAUGUAUGCCAUGAAUACACGUUUGGAAGAUUUCUAUAAUGCGUAAAUGAUAAAGAUGCCAAUAUUCAUUAUGUUUGUCCAUUAAAAGACCAAACCCAGCA
Molecule: messenger RNA, 2666 nt
Organism: Mugil cephalus (flathead mullet)
Lineage: Eukaryota; Metazoa; Chordata; Actinopteri; Mugiliformes; Mugilidae
Gene: nphp1
Product: nephronophthisis 1
Exons: 20
Coding region: 494-2527 (677 amino acids)
Biological process (GO): protein localization involved in establishment of planar polarity
Cellular component (GO): cytoplasm; cilium
Molecular function (GO): protein binding
Source: RefSeq, a predicted model, not a curated record